GCAUGCUUGCGCGUAGCUUGACAUUUGUUUGGUGUCAGCUGUGCCCAAUGUCUACGGCGCAGUAUCCAUAGCCAUUUUGGCUCAAGUACGCCUGUCUUUGUUUUGCUAGAAGCGAGAAAGACUACAAUUGGCAGCCGAUGGCGAUCCUCAUCGCCGCGGCCUCGCUGCUGGCACUCGCGCACGCUACGGGCCCGCAAGUUUCCUGCGCUGUAGGGCAGCAGUGCGCCGCGGGAGAGCAGGAUGACACGGGCAUGCUCCAGAAGAGCUCGCAGAUGAUGCAGGUGAAUCGGCAUGAGCAAAUGAGCGUGAGGACGACGCCCACGAACGAUGCCGAGUGCAAGGCCGUGAAGGGCAUCAACACGGGCCUGCCCAUCGUCUACGACUCCAGCUGCUGCCCCGGCCUGUGCUGCUUCUCCGCAGCCUUGGCGCAGCAGAAGGUGAGGACGACGCCCACGAACGACGCCGAGUGCAAGGCCGUGAAGGGCAUCAACACGGGCCUGCCCAUCGUCUACGACUCCAGUUGCCCCGGCCUGUGCUGCUUCGAGUACCAGCCGUGCAGGUACAACAACACGGGCUGCUACUCCGCAGCCUUGGCGCAGCAGAAGGUGAGGACGACGCCCACGAACGACGCCGAGUGCAAGGCCGUGCCGGGCAUUCACACGGACCUGCCCAUCGUCUACGACUCCAGUUGCCCCGGCGUGUGCUGCUUCGAGGACCAGCUGUGCAGGUACAACAACACGGGCUGCUAUUCAGCAGCCUUGGCGCAGCAGAAG
Prorocentrum cordatum is the source of this 773-nucleotide messenger RNA. The record is from the annotation of a GenBank genome assembly. NCBI's taxonomy places the organism in Eukaryota, Dinophyceae, Prorocentrales, Prorocentraceae.